GUUCACUCUGCAGUCGGAGUUGCUGGGAGGCGAGAGUGAGCCGCACAGGGGCAGACCUCCCUUCUCUUCCUUCCUCCUGUGUCCUGUCAGCCCCUCUCUGGAGGCCAGGCAGUGGAGCACCCUGCCAGGAGGAGCUGGAGCCUCUCACUGGGACAGCUGGGACCGGCCAGCUGCCCCCAACUCUCCACUGCCUGCCUUCCCACUGCUCCUGCCUGGUGAUGGAAAACCCAAGCCUAGCUUCCACCCUGGGCAGGGCUCUCUGGACUCUCCUCCUGGCCACACUCAGCUCCACCACUGGCCAGCCUUUUGGGGGAGAGUCUGUCUGCACAGCCAGGCCCCUGGCCAAAUACAGCAUAACCUUCACGGGCAAGUGGAGCCAGACGGCCUUCCCCAAGCAGUAUCCGCUGUUCCGGCCCCCUGCGCAGUGGUCUUCGCUGCUGGGGGCUGCUCACAGCUCUGACUACAGCAUGUGGAGGAAGAACGAAUAUGUCAGCAAUGGGCUGCGGGACUUUGCAGAGCGCGGGGAGGCCUGGGCCCUGAUGAGGGAGAUUGAGGCUGCGGGGGAGAAGCUCCAGAGCGUGCACGGGGUGUUCUCGGCCCCCGCCGUCCCCAGCGGCACCGGGCAGACCUCCACGGAGCUGGAGGUGCACUCCAGGCACUCGCUGGUGUCCUUCGUGGUGCGCAUAGUCCCCAGCCCUGACUGGUUUGUGGGCAUCGACAGUCUGGACCUGUGCGAGGGAGGCCGCUGGAAGGAGCAGGUGGCCGUGGAUCUUUACCCACAUGAUGCUGGGACCGACAGCGGCUUCACCUUCUCCUCCCCCAACUUUGCGACCAUCCCACAGGACACCGUAACUGAGAUAACAUCCUCCUCGCCCAGUCACCCGGCAAACUCCUUCUAUUACCCGAAGCUGAAGUUCCUGCCUCCCAUCGCCAGGGUGACCCUGGUGCGGCUCCAGCAGGGCUCCAGGGCCUUCAUCCCUCCUGCCCCAGACCUGGCCAGCAGGGACAACGAGAUUGUUGACAGCCUCUCAGGUCCAGAGACGCCACUGGACUGCGAGGUCUCCCUGUGGUCGUCCUGGGGCCUGUGCGCAGGCCACUGCGGGAAGCUGGGAGCCAAGACCAGAACUCGCUAUGUCCGCGUGCAGCCUGCCAACAACGGGACCCCCUGCCCCGAGCUGGAAGAAGAGGCUGAGUGUGUCCCUGAUAACUGUGUCUGAGACCAGAGCCCUGCCGCCCCUGGGGCCCCCUUGAGCCUUGGGGUGCAGAGGACUGCACACAGGCUUGAGCGUGCAGCGGCUGAGGACUAAGGAAGUGCCCUCUGGCGGCAGGGAAGGGAGGUCUGGGAACAGGCUCCUUGCUCCGGCUCUCCUCUUAGGGCACCCUACCCUGCGCACUCAGACUCCUCACGAGGCUCUGCUCUAAACUUGGUCCCACUGUAAUUUAUUGCUGCUUGGGGAGGCUGCCUUUUGUGCAGACAGCACCUGCACCAGCGCCCAGGUAGUAUGACCUCCCUGGUGCAGGAGCUGGCACCCACACGGCUGUGAGAUACCUCAGACCCGGCACCAGCAUCCAAGCAGGGGCGCAGUGCGAGAAGCAAACACAGUGGGGGCAGUUUCGGGAACCUCACUUGGCAUUUUCAUGUUACUGAUCUCUUUGUGUUUGAAUAAAGACUAUCUGUUCCUGA
Microcebus murinus (gray mouse lemur) is the source of this 1684-nucleotide messenger RNA. It is a transcript of the gene SPON2, whose product is annotated as spondin 2. Lineage: Eukaryota; Metazoa; Chordata; Mammalia; Primates; Cheirogaleidae. The record is from RefSeq and is a predicted model, not a curated record. Gene Ontology annotation, cellular component: extracellular matrix. Gene Ontology annotation, biological process: cell adhesion.